Molecule: messenger RNA, 1653 nt
Organism: Nymphaea colorata (pocket water lily)
Lineage: Eukaryota; Viridiplantae; Streptophyta; Magnoliopsida; Nymphaeales; Nymphaeaceae
Product: F-box/kelch-repeat protein At1g15670-like
Exons: 1
Coding region: 332-1456 (374 amino acids)
Biological process (GO): negative regulation of cytokinin-activated signaling pathway; regulation of phenylpropanoid metabolic process
Molecular function (GO): protein binding
Source: RefSeq, a predicted model, not a curated record
UUAAAUGCACCAACUUGAUCAAAACAGUACAGACAUGAAAAGGUUUGAAUCCAGAAGACGAAAGAACGACAGGAGUGAACCACGCAACGGAAGGGAGGUUGGGUUUACGGACAUCUGAAAGCGGCCAAAAUGCCACCAUCACCACCGCCACCACAUGAAUGGUCCCCUUACUGCUCCCCCGUCUAUAAAUGACGUCGCGGAGUUCACCAUUUUUCUCAGUUCUACCAAAAGUGUGGACAUUUUAAACAAGUUCGAGCAGUUGCGGAGCUUUGAGGAGUUGAGGAAUCGAUAGAGCAAGGGGUUGAGAUUUGCUCUUUUCCUGUGGAAUAGGAUGGGAGAGCAUCGGCCGAUCAUUCCUGAUUUGCCGGACGACGUUGCACUGGAGUGCCUGAUUCGGGUGCCUCAUGCCUGCCUGGCGGACAUGGGAGCGGUGAGCAGGCGGUGGAGGGAGCUUGUCGACAGCCCCGAUUUCUAUGGGGAGAGGAAGCUCAGGGGCACCGCUGACGCCUUCGCGUGCUUGGUUCAGCAGCGCGCGGUGCCGGCGGCGGGGGCCCCGGCAGAGGAGGCGGGGGCGAACCGGAAGAGCUCUGGCGGCGGCAGGGGUCCGCCGGUUUACGGCAUCACUCUGUUCGACCCGCGGAGAGGGAGUUGGGAGAAGCUGCAGCACCCGGACGAUCACCAGGGCGGCCUCCCUCUCUUCUGCCAGUUCGUGUCCGUGGCCAGCAAGCUCGUGAUCCUCGGCGGUUGGGACUGCGUCACCUGGGAGGCCACCCGCCGCGUUUACAUCUAUGACUUCAAGACUAGGCGGUGGACGAAGGGGAAGGACAUGCCUGGCCCCGCUCGUUCCUUCUUCGCGGCAGCGGCGGCGGAGAGCACGACUAGCGGCGGAAGAGGGGGCAUGGGGGGAUUAGUGUUCGUGGCGGGGGGCCACGACGAGAGCAAGAACGCAUUGAGAACAGGGGCGGUGUACGACGUCGGAAGGGACGAGUGGGAAGAUCUCGGGGAGGCGAUGGAGGAGGAGAGAGACGAGUGCGAGGGGCUGAUGGUGGGGAAGGAGUUCUGGGUGGUGAGCGGCUACGGCACCGAAGGACAGGGCAGGUUCAGGGACAGUGCCGAGGCCUUCGACACGGAGACCCGAAGGUGGAGGCGCGUUGACGGCGCGUGGGCCGGCGGGACAUGCCCGAGAUCCUCGUGCCUGGGAGUCGCCGGCGGGGAUGGUGGCAACGCUAAAGUGGUGUGCGUCGACGCCGAGGGGGGCAACGGAGCGGUGAAAAUGGGGAGGUGCGUGGUGGGCAUGGGAAUAAGCAGGGCGUUGGUGACAGGGUCCGCGUACGAGGGGGCGCCGGCCGUCUGCUACUUGGUGGACGUGGGGAAGCAAGGGGGAGCCUGGAAACAGGUGGAGAUGCCGGCUGAGUUUUCCGGUUUCGUUCAGACCGGCUGUUUCAUGGAGAUCUGAAGAAGGCCUUUUCCCUUCUUUUUAAUGUGAAUUUUCUCAAUUUUCCUUUUCUUUUCCAUGGAGCAGUUCAGAAUUCAGCAGAUGAUGAUGUUUUUUUCUUCCUACUAGUAAGGUGAUGUAUGUACAUAUAUGGCGAUGCCACAAGUUAUCGCUUUGGUUCUGCAACUCCAAUCCUUUUCUUUUGCUUUCUUCCGUAA